Molecule: messenger RNA, 432 nt
Organism: Sphaeroforma arctica JP610
Lineage: Eukaryota; Ichthyosporea; Ichthyophonida
Exons: 2
Source: RefSeq, a predicted model, not a curated record
CUACAAGCUGCAUACAUGCUUGACCAUGUCUAACGACUCGAAUGCAGUAGGCUUAGUGUCUCAUCUGUUCCUAUGUUCGGUCCUGCUCAGGAGUGGCGGCCGUUUCUGGCAUGUGAUUAUCAAAGAGGAGGAAAGAGGAUUCUUCUAUGUUCACACGGGCGAGGCGUUUCAAACGAAAAUGGAGCUACUGGCCUAUUACGUGACACACCAACUGAGCGACACACUGCCGACCAGACUGUUGCAUUGUGUGAACGUGAACGAGCUGAGUCUGUAUGAUUGUAUAGACUAGACACACUCGGCCGUAUCAACUUAGCUAGUACGUUUAUAGGAGGGGCGGGGAGAGACUCAACCUGUACUGAGACAAGAAAAAAGAAAGAUGCAAGAAGAAGGAGAAACAAUUGUUAUUUUUUUUGCUUUUUAAAAUGCUUAUCA